CCCACUGUGCUUAGCAGUUGAAAGUUGCCGGGGACCGGGUGAACAGAGAAACCUAAAGGUUUCUACUGAAAAUAAGGAUACCCCGUUCUAUUUAAUAUCGUUGCCACGCCAGUAGGAUAUUUCAACAUGGUGGUGGUAGCAGCUGCAGGGACCGGAGGCUCCCACAAAGUGCUCCUGAUAUCGGGGAAACAGAGCGGCUCCUCUGCCGGCUCACAGCCGGCCUUCAGCCGGCCCAUCUCUGUGGUUCUACCGUCGAACCAGGCGUCGUCGGAUUCAGACUCCAACACGUCCGUGGGGCCGCCGGUACGGAAAAGACAGAGACUCACACACUUGAGUCCGGAAGAAAAGGCACUUCGCAGGAAACUGAAGAACAGAGUGGCAGCCCAGACAGCCAGAGACAGAAAAAAGGCCAAAAUGGGGGAGCUUGAACAGCAAGUCCUGGAGCUGGAGCUAGAGAACCAGAAGCUACACAUUGAAAACAGGCUGCUUCGGGAGAAAACAAACGGCCUUCUCACAGAGAAUGAGGAACUGAGACAGAGACUGGGGUUGGACACCCUUGAGUCAAAGGAGAAGGUUCAGAUCAUGCUGUCCAACGGGAACGAUGCAGGUUUGGGGAUCGGGUCUUCUGAGUCCGCAGCACUCAGGCUACGUGUGUCCGCAGCAGGUGCAGGCCCAGCAGUUCCUAAAUCUGAGGACUUCCCAAUGGAUACAGAUGGUUCUGACACUACAGACAAUGAGUCUGAUUUGCUACUGGGCAUUCUGGACAUCCUUGACCCAGAGCUGUUCCUCAAGUCUUGUGAACAGGAGUGCCAGGAGCCGCAGGUGCUGCUGGUUGGAGGGGGGAACCCAGUACCUGCCGCCACACCUGCGCCUCUGGGGGCCCCAUCAGUUAAGCUGGAGGCCCUUAAUGAACUGAUCCACUUUGACCACAUCUAUACCAAGCCCGUGGAGGAGCAGAGUGACGGGCAGUGUGACGACUCGGAGAGCGAGACGGAUGCGAAGAUCGACGAGGCUACCUUUCCCAUCGCAGAGGUGGUAGUGGAGGAGACAGUUUGCGUCAAAGAUGAGCCAGAGGAAGUAGUUAUCCCCAACUGUCACAGUCAGGUGGAUGACUUCUCUGCAGCCUCCUCCCCUGCCCUCAGCGGCCUGGAUAAAGAAGCCUGCCUGGCAGAUACAUACAGUGACUCUGGAUACGAAAGGUCCCCAUCCCCUUUCAGUAACAUGUCCUCCCCCCUGUGCUCUGAAAGCUCAUGGGAUGACGUGUUUGCAAAUGAACUCUUCCCUCAGUUAAUCAGUGUCUGAAUCAGCCCCUAAACCCAAUGAGUUAAUAUAUCCAUCUAUAUAUAUAUAUACAUGCAAGAGCUAAUGUGUAGUGUUCAAUAGCCACAAAUAAGCACACAGGCUUCAUAAUAACAUAGAACACCACUGAAUCUGCUCGUAUAUAGGCUAAAGCUAAGCACAUAAUCUCCUUUAUUACAGCAGGUCUGUACCACUGGCAAUGCUGCAUUGACUUGUGGGAGAUGGAGUUCAUGAUGGCUUAUUUUGGCAUUUCUUAAUUACUGCAAUGGAUUUAAGAAUGCUUGCAAAUCUUUCACUCAUUGUUCAAAAGGAAAUGUGGGUGGAAUCCAGUAUUGUAAAUUAAAGAGGGAUUGGGACCGAUCAUUUAAAUAUAACAUUUUAUUUAUUUGUGUAUUCAACUUCGGAGUCUCUGUAUGUACGCAUGUAAAAAGGCUUUUCUUCUAAUUUGUCAGUCGCUCUCCUUGUAGUCUAAUUACUGCAUUAAAAAAAAACUUUUUUGCAUCGCA
Molecule: messenger RNA, 1805 nt
Organism: Sphaeramia orbicularis (orbiculate cardinalfish)
Lineage: Eukaryota; Metazoa; Chordata; Actinopteri; Kurtiformes; Apogonidae
Gene: xbp1
Product: X-box binding protein 1
Biological process (GO): regulation of DNA-templated transcription
Cellular component (GO): nucleus
Molecular function (GO): DNA-binding transcription factor activity, RNA polymerase II-specific; RNA polymerase II transcription regulatory region sequence-specific DNA binding
Source: RefSeq, a predicted model, not a curated record